ACGCCCUUGCUGAGGGAGGGGCCCGCGCCGCGGCCAAUGGGACGCGGCUUUGUUGGCGGCGGCACUGCCCGAGCGAGGAGGUUGCGAAGAGCCCGGCGGCGCUGCGGCCUCUGCGGCGUGAGGGGCGCGGGCAGGUGGAUACAGGCACACAGAUGGCAGAUAACAGUAAAACAGAAGAUACUGCUUCAGAUUCUCUGGAGGCUGCGAAAAAUGCAACCAACAAAAAAAGAAAAGCUGGCAGACCAAGUGAUGCAAAAUCCACAAGUCCUGGCAUCUCUUCAGGAACGUCUUGACAACACAUCACUUACUCCUUCAAGUUACAUUGAAACUUUUCCAAAAGCAGUGAUAAGAAGGAUUGAUGCUUUGAAAAAGCUGCAGGUGAAAUGUGCCCAUAUAGAAGCUAAAUUCUAUGAAGAAGUACAUGACUUAGAGAGAAAAUAUGCAGCACUCUAUCAGCCUCUUUUUGAUAAGAGAAGAGAGUUUAUUAAUGGGGAAGCUGAACCCACAGAUGCAGAGUCAGAAUGGCACAGUGAAAAUGAGGAUGAAGAAAAACUGGCUGGAGACCUGAAAAAUGCAGUGGUAAUAGAUGAAAAAGCAGAAGAGACAAAUGUCAAAGGAAUUCCAGACUUCUGGUUUACUAUCUUUAGGAAUGUAGACAUGCUAAGUGAAUUAGUACAUGAAUAUGAUGAACCUAUCUUGAAACAUCUGCAGGAUAUUAAAGUGAAGUUUUCUGAACCAGGACAGCCUAUGUCUUUCUCAUUAGAGUUUCACUUUGGGCCCAAUGACUACUUUUCCAAUUCAGUCUUGACAAAAACAUACAAGAUGAAGUCGGAACCAGACAAGACGGAUCCCUUUUCAUUUGAAGGACCUGAAAUAGUUGAUUGUGAGGGGUGUACCAUUGACUGGAAGAAAGGAAAAAAUGUUACAGUUAAAACAAUCAAGAAGAAACAGAAACACAAGGGCCGAGGCACAGUUCGGACAAUUACUAAACAAGUACCUAACGAUUCAUUUUUCAACUUCUUCAGUCCAAUAAAGGUAUCUGCAGAUGGAGAGUCAUUAGACGAAGACUCAGAAUUCACUUUAGCAGCAGAUUUUGAAAUUGGACACUUCUUCCGUGAAAGGAUAGUCCCUCGUGCUGUGCUAUAUUUCACUGGGGAAGCUAUAGAGGAUGAUGAUAACUUUGAAGAAGAUGAAGGUGAAGAGGAGGAAUUGGAGGGAGAAGAGGAGGGAGAAGAGGAGGAAGAUGCAGAGAGUGAUCCUAAGGUGUAAUAUAAGUCUGUUAUUCAUUCAUACAUUUCUAGAAAGAGUCCAGCCAACCUGCUGAAUGCAAACAACAGUAAUAAGGAAAUACCACUUGGAAGUGAUAUUUGAACAACUUGUAACAAAUAGUUGGAUACCUGACCUGCAGUACAGGAUAUUCUAUCGCUGCAGCACAAUCUUAUUAACAAUGCUUAAAAAUAAUUUGUUUUAAAAUGCAUGAUUUUCACUAACUUUAUUGCUUAACAUGUACAGUGGCAACUUCAAUGCAUUUGGGAAAUAUGAGGUUUAAAUAAAGCACACUCUACAGCCGUUGGUACACUGUAGCUAAGUAUGUCAGUAGGCCUUUAGAGCCUUUUGCCCUAUGCAUAGGGGAAUAGUCCAGACUACCAUGUGAGGAUUAUCCAUUUUCUUGCUCAACAUUGAAAAUUGUGGAAUAGCAAUGUGCUGAGAAGCUAAAGUAAAUGGAUUACAUGUAUGGUAGCUGAAACAGAUAGAGCAAUAUGACUUUUUUGCUAGUUCCCUCCCCCCUUUUUUAAUGUUUCUCGCAACCUAAAAAUUGAACUAGUGCUUGAGCAGCUUUAAAUGUCAUAUUUAUUAUCUCAGUACAACCAGUUGAGUUGAAGUAAUUUUACUUCAUUGAAGAGGGUGUCAUAUUUGAGACUUAGUUGUUCAUGUUACUAUUUAUUUAUUCAUGUUUGUAAGUACUUUGACAGAAUUAGUGCUUUUUAAUAGUUUUUAAUAUACUUGAAAAAUCUUCUUCCUCUUUUGCAUACAAUAUGGGUACUUGUAAAACAGGUAAUUCAAAGUGGUCUCAAUGUAGUAGUCUAGACAGAAGAAACAAACUUGCAUCAAAAUGACAACUCUUCUGGAUGAAGAUCAAAAUGCAAAGGCCAAACUGUUGCUUUUGGUGAAAGUGGGUUGCAGCCAAAGAACCAGACAAUUUCCAGUAGUCUUACUGCUUAGUGUCCAGCAUGAAAGGACCUUUCACUAUGAACACGGAAAUUUAUCAAAAUGAAUCAGUUCAAUAAAUCUGAAGUUUGGGUGUCUUACUUGCAACACUGAAAUUAUUCCAUUCCACAAUUUGUUUUAUUUAAAGUUCUGAAGUCUUCAAAGCUGCCUUUUGUUGUUGUGUGGCACUUAAGGUACACGUUUCGAGUUUCAGCAUCCAUUACCAACCUCUGGCAGCAGUUGAAUCAGCUGUAUCAACACUGUGACCAGGCAUGUAGAGUGCUCCAGCCUUACCUUACACAUUUGUAACUUAAUACGGUGUUUUCAAUUUGUACAGAAUAGAUAGACUAUUCUAUUAAAGUUGUGAAACAUGA
Messenger RNA from Hirundo rustica (Barn swallow), 2582 nucleotides. RefSeq names its product nucleosome assembly protein 1 like 4 (gene NAP1L4). Gene Ontology annotation, biological process: nucleosome assembly. The coding region runs from base 37 to 1269 and encodes 410 amino acids. NCBI's taxonomy places the organism in Eukaryota, Metazoa, Chordata, Aves, Passeriformes, Hirundinidae. The transcript has 16 exons. Gene Ontology annotation, cellular component: chromatin; nucleus. The record is from RefSeq and is a predicted model, not a curated record. Gene Ontology annotation, molecular function: chromatin binding; histone binding.